Oppiella nova is the source of this 1453-nucleotide messenger RNA. The record is from the annotation of a GenBank genome assembly. NCBI's taxonomy places the organism in Eukaryota, Metazoa, Arthropoda, Arachnida, Sarcoptiformes, Oppiidae.
AAUGAAAGCCGUCGAUUAGUCGACAACCUAUGGCGCGCACUGGGCAUCGACCCGACCAUUACGCCCAACCACCUAACACUCGGUGAGAUAGGUUUGGAGUCCAUGUUUGCCAUCGAAAUACAGCAACUAUUAGCCAAACAGUGGAACGUCAACCUGACUCUCAACCAAUUGAAAACCGUAACCAUUGGUAUGUUUAAGGAGUACGAGGCGGGCAAUGAGACUGCUAUACGACAACACCUGGAUGAAAUUAAAUGGUUUCGUAGCUCUACGUUGAAACAAAAGUUUGUGAUUCCUGUCGAUAAGUAUAUUCGACUGAAUGAUAAGACGGUCGGACGGCCCGUGUAUUUGAUGCCAACACUAUUCCUCAACUUUUCACUCUUUGAAACGUUGGCCCAAAGGCUUAAUCGACCGGUGAUUGGCCUCACCUGGACCCGGGAGGUGAGCGCACUAACAGACAGUGUACAGGUGCGCCAGUACUACUCCGACCUACUGGACCAACUGGCCCCUAAUGGUCAGUACGAUGUGGUGGGCUAUUUCGAUACGGCAUCCCUCUGUUCGGAGUUAGUGCUGAAUGGGAGGGCAGUUAAGGGGGUAAUCGUCGAGCAAUUGGGUGAACACGUGAUCGACGAGCAGAGGAGCGAUGACUCUAUGAUUGAGGCAGUUAAGGGGGUAAUCGUCGAGCAAUUGGGUGAACACGUGAUCGACGAGCAGAGGAGCGAUGACUUUAUGAUUGAGUUUAUGCUGAGAAUGAUCUCCAAUGAGAUACCAAACGCCGUUCGCGAGCAUAUUGUAAGGGCGAUGAAAAUUGUGCCUGAUAGAAAAGCCAAAAUAUCCACCUUGGUCACACAUAUCAUAAAUCUCUCCAACAAAGGCCUCAUUUCAUCGGACUUAGAGGAGAUCUUUCACAUAAUGUUUGUCCGGAUGUCAAUGUUUUUGGACGAUAUGUCGCAUAAGAUUCGCGCGUUUAGGUCGGCAUUCAAGUCGAAUAUCGCCGAAAAGUGGACCAAAAUAUCGGGCAAACUGACAAUUAUCCUGGUGAAUUUUGCACACGAUAUAGACGAUAUGAUUGAUAGAACUCUAGAGAGAUAUUCAUUGCCUGACACCAAGAUGAGCAAGCAGUUGAUCUAUUGUGUAUUUGCCGUCAUACUGAUGAGCACCCUGGUCAGUGGCAAUUGUUCUGAUCGAUGGAUUCAUUGCACUAAAAAUGGCAAAGAGUUGGGCACAAUGUGUGAGAACACCUGCUUCCGGUCGGCCCAUGUUAGAUGCGAACCGUGCGAUAAAUACGAUUACCUUGCUAAAUGCAGAAGUCAUGGCUUUGAUGCCGAUGGUUACUGGAUGCCCACCCACGGAACGGUCUGCCGAUGAACACCCCGUCGAGUUCACUCAAAUGUUUAUUUAGUAAUUUUACUUUUGUUUAUUGGCCAAUAAAAUUAACUUGAGCAUUUGAAAAUUA